Molecule: messenger RNA, 759 nt
Organism: Cyphellophora attinorum
Lineage: Eukaryota; Fungi; Ascomycota; Eurotiomycetes; Chaetothyriales; Cyphellophoraceae
Exons: 2
Coding region: 1-759 (252 amino acids)
Molecular function (GO): oxidoreductase activity
Source: RefSeq, a predicted model, not a curated record
AUGGCAUACAGCGAUUAUGAUGACGAAGACAAAAUCAAGGCAGUCUAUCUUCGUGAUGUUGCCAACCGUCUGAAAACGCUGCUGAAUGCUCAACACGUCCAGAUCUUCGAGCACACUGUAAGUCAUGGUAAUCCCCUCUGCAUCCCUGCCCACGAUUUCCUGAUCUGCCAACACGUUAACUUGCUUUCAAAAGGUCCGAAAGCGUCACGCCACAUUCCCAAUCUCUACCGGCUUGGCCUACACCUACAAUCAGCCACAUCCAUUGCCCAUGUCGACACCACAUCACCAUGGGCUGUCGCAAUGGCGGCGCAACUCAACCCAUCUCGAGCCAACGAACUACGAUCAGGCAAAGCCCGAAUUCAGUGCGUCAAUUUCUGGAGGCCAAUCACUGGACCCGUACAGGACUGGCCGCUCGCACUAUGCUCAGCCACUUCCAUCAAAGAGCCUAGCAAGCAACUCGAGCCAUGCGAUCUAGUCUACCCAGACUACGUGGUCGAGAACCGACAGGUGUAUCACGACACGGGAUAUGAUUGGUUCUACGCGAGCGAAAUGAUGCCGAAUGAGGCAUGGGUAUUUCUGCAGAGUGAUACUGAUCCUUCGACGAAGCCUGUUGCACAUACGGCAUUCCCGUUGUCUGAAGACCUCGAUCCGUCGUCAAUGCCGGCAAGGGAGAGCAUUGAGGUCCGAGCCUUGGUCUAUUACGGCGGAUUCGAAGACGUGGUGGAUGUGGACGUUUCCAAGAGCAUAACGCCUUCAUGA